UCAGACGUGGAUAUAGGCCGUUUCCGGUUUAGCGCGAGGCCAUAGUACACGCACGCGCUGUCAGUGCCUGUAGAUGCACGAGUGUGACUUGGUGCGCGUGCAGGUUCUGUUCAACAGUGAGGUUCAGUUCUGACGUCAUGCCGACACCCAGUGAGAAUGCUCUGUUUGGGAUGGGUAAUCCCUUGCUGGACAUCUGUGCCGUAGUGGACAAAGACUUUCUGGAUAAGUAUGGCUUGAAGCCCAAUGAUCAGAUCCUGGCAGAGGAGAAACACAAAGCUCUGUUUGAUGAGCUUGUGAAGAAGAGUAAAGUGGAGUACCAUGCCGGCGGCUCCACACAGAACUCUGUUAAAGUUGCGCAGUGGAUGCUCCAGAAGCCCCACAAGGUGGCGACGUUUUUUGGCUGUAUCGGGAAAGAUCGCUUUGGGGAGAUCUUGAAGCAGAAAGCAGCCGAAGCUCAUGUGGAUGCUCAUUAUUACGAACAGAGUGAACAACCUACAGGAACUUGUGCAGCCUGCAUCAAUGGGGAUAACAGGUCUCUGGUUGCGAACCUGGCCGCUGCAAACUGUUACAAUAAAGAGAAACAUCUGGAUCUGGAGAAUAACUGGAACCUGGUGGAGAAAGCGAGAGUCUAUUACAUUGCUGGUUUCUUCUUGACUGUAUCUCCACAGUCCAUGUUGAAGGUGGCCAAACACGCCAGUGACCACAACAAGAUCUUCGGCCUGAACCUGUCGGCUCCCUUCAUCAGUCAGUUCUUCAAAGAGCCACUGAUGAGCGUCAUGCCCUACGUCGACAUUCUGUUCGGCAACGAGACGGAAGCAGCUACAUUUGCAAAGGAGCAGGGAUUUGAGACAGAUGAUAUUGAAGAGAUUGCACGCAGGGUUCAGCUGCUCCCCAAAGUGAACAAGAUCAGACAGAGGAUCGUGGUCUUCACUCAGGGGCAGUAUGAUACGGUCGCUACUGUGGGUGAGAAGGUGACGAGGUUCCCGGUGUUGGAUAUUGAUCAGAACGACAUUGUGGACACUAACGGAGCAGGAGACGCUUUUGUAGGAGGGUUCCUCUCUGAGCUGGUUCAGGAGAAAUCUUUAGAGCGAUGUAUCGAGGCAGGUCACUACGCUGCUAACGUCAUCAUCAGACGCUCCGGAUGCACCUUCCCUGAGAAACCAGACUUUCAUUAACACCUCUCUCUCUCUCUCUCUCUCUCUCUCUCUCUCUCUCUCUCUCUCUCUCUCUCUCUCUCUCUCUCUCAUGUGCCUCUACAUUUGUUUACACAACUUUCCAGGGCAUUUUCUAGCAAACCAGACCGUUGCAAUGACUUAAACAUAUUCAGUUACAGACUGCAGCACUUCCUGAGCCGCUGCUGAGUGUCAGUGACAGGAAGUGAUGUGUGAGCUCAGAUUUUAUUCUUAUACACUCCUACAAGUCUUAAAGGAAACUUUUUUUAGGUCCAAACAAGGCUCAAGGCACCGCUCUGUUUGUAUAAAUCUGUGGCGGUGCUGCUGUAAGGCAUCGCUGUGUGGUAUAAAGACUA
Messenger RNA from Tachysurus fulvidraco (yellow catfish), 1528 nucleotides. RefSeq names its product adenosine kinase b (gene adkb). NCBI's taxonomy places the organism in Eukaryota, Metazoa, Chordata, Actinopteri, Siluriformes, Bagridae. The transcript has 12 exons. Gene Ontology annotation, biological process: purine ribonucleoside salvage. Gene Ontology annotation, cellular component: cytosol; nucleus. Gene Ontology annotation, molecular function: adenosine kinase activity. The coding region runs from base 138 to 1175 and encodes 345 amino acids. The record is from RefSeq and is a predicted model, not a curated record.